Molecule: messenger RNA, 2767 nt
Organism: Erigeron canadensis
Lineage: Eukaryota; Viridiplantae; Streptophyta; Magnoliopsida; Asterales; Asteraceae
Product: protein LONGIFOLIA 1-like
Exons: 5
Coding region: 171-2651 (826 amino acids)
Biological process (GO): regulation of monopolar cell growth
Source: RefSeq, a predicted model, not a curated record
UAACCAAGAUAUAUAUAAAUACUCACUUUUUGUACUGCACAUUCUCUGUACAACUAUAACUAAUCUUUAAAACCAAGAAUAUGGCUACUGCCAAAUUCCAAUAACCAAUAAAAAUAAAGUAUCUUACUAGCUUUUUUUUUUUUAUUACUAUUUCCAAAAGUGGGAUAGAAAUGUCUACUAAGGUUAUGUACACUUCAACAGAAGAUAAACAAGAAAUGCAAAAGCAGUUAGGAUGCAUGAAUGGAAUUUUUCAGCUUUUUGAUCGACGAUAUCUACUCGGCCAACGUCGAAAUGGCCACCACCAGAAGAAGCCACCUCAAGGUCAAAAUGACAAUGGCAAGGAGAUAAAUAAUGCAUCAGAGAAACCUAAGGAGAAAAUGGCGAAAGACAACCAUAGAGUAUCCGUUGAAUCAUCAAGAAACUCGUAUUCUUCUUCGUGUUCAUCGUUAGAAUGUAGUAAAAGGGUUCAAACCGAACAAUCUUCGUUUUGCCCAAGCGUCUUCUCUGAACCCUCGUCUCCAACAUCACAUACAAAAACAGAUUUUUCGACCCAACCAUCUGAUAUAAAAAAUGUAGUUAAAGACUCAAUGACUAGAAAACCUCGAGUAGUACCAGUUAAAACAGUGUCAAAAGACGAACGAAAAGGUCCUGCCAUGACACACGUUGAUUCCCCUAGGCCGUUAGAACCCCACCCAAAACCCGGUCCAUAUGAAAGAAAAGAUCAAAACCUUGCUAAGCUUCGGGAAAUUUCAAACUCAAGGGGAGUCAAAGAAGUAAAGGAGACGUCACGGUUUUCAUAUGAUGGACGCGUAUCACAGUAUAAAUUAAAAUCAUUUUCGAAUAUUAAGGAACUACCAAGACUGUCGUUGGAUAGCAAGCAAAGUAGUAUAAAAAACCUCACAAAUGUUAACGAAGAAACCCAAAGUCAUGAGUCGGGAAGUAACAAACGUCCACCGUCAAGUGUAGUGGCAAGAUUGAUGGGUCUAGAAGUUUUAAAAAAUGAACCCGUUGAUGAAUCGAAUUCACUUGCAAGAAAACCUGUUUCACCAAAGGCGCCUAAUGUAUCGACAAGAAUUCCAUUAGAACCGGCUCCUUGGAAGCAGGAAGUCAAAAAAACGGAUCGUGGUUGUAAGUCUGUUUAUGGUCAGAUUGAAAGAAGAUUGACAGAAGUGGAGUUUAAAACAUCAGGUAAGGAUCUCAGAGCUCUUAAGCAAAUACUCGAAGCAAUUCAAAGGACCAAAAUGAAGUUAGAGAUGACAGAUGACAGCAAAAGCGUGCAGCCAGUUUCCUCGAUCAUCAAAGGGACUGCCAUAAAACCAACACCAGAAUCCUUGGUGAUCAAAAAUCUACAAAAGGUCAAGAAAGUCAACCCUGGCAAGAAAUCCGCAAGAAAUGUAGCAUCUACAGAAACAAAUGCAACUAACAGGAAUAGAAAACCAGUGUCGCCUUCACGAGCACCAGAGUACCUGGCUCAAGAGAACUAUUGCAGUUCAAGAAAUUCACCUACUGUGAGCCCGAGACUGCAGAGGUCAAACAAGCAAAACAUUCAUGUGAUCAGAAAGCAACAGAACUCAAAGUCAAAGUCUAUUAACCCGGUGCAAACCAACGACCAGUCGUGUAGGAACAGUUGUCACAUAAGAAACUUAAGUCAACAAAGUGACACGAUUUCCUUCCCAUCAGAAAGCGAUGCUAGUGUUGGUUCUCAGAACGAGCCAGAAGUCUCGAGUACUGAUUGGACACAAGAAAACAAGAACAAAUUUGCAGAAAAAUUGCCUGGAUACAAGCCAAUGACUGAACUUGCCAUACCUACUUUGGAGCAACCGAGUCCUGUCUCGGUCCUUGAUGCAUUUUGUACAGAAGAAACAUUAUCACCAAUACGGAAGAGAUCUUAUGCUUUCAACGAUGAUGAGGAUUUAUGCAUUGAAGAACGGGAGUGGAGUCAAGUUGGAAUAGAUAGCUUGGUGAGCAGCAGAAAACCAAAUCAGCCAACUUCCGAGUUCAACCAAAUAAAACUGGAUAACAUAAGGCACCUUGUUCAUCAAAUUGAGUUAUUAAACUCCACCGACGAUGAAGCCACCAUCAAUCCACUUGAAGGCAUAAACGGAGACCACACAUACAUCAAAGAAAUAUUAUUAGCCUCGGGCUUACUAAAAAAUCUCGACUGUGUUAUCCAAAUAAUUCACCUUCAUCCAACUGGCAGCUUAAUCAACCCCGAGCUGUUCAACAUGUUAGAGAAAACCAAAGAGUGCACCUCAAAAUCAGAGAAAAUCAGAAGAAAAAUGAUAUUUGAUACCGUCAACUAUAUGCUUGUCCAAAAACUAACAAGAGCAGCUUCUUCUGGACAGUGGACAAGCAAAAGGAAAGCAAGAACCCUGAAUGCAGAGAAGUUUCUAGAAGAAUUGUGUUUAGAAAUAAAUAAUCUCGAAACUAAAACAGUCUGUGGCCAAUAUUAUGAUAUAAUAAACAUCAUAACUGAAGAUAUGAGUAACAAGUCAGAAGAUUGGGAGGACAACUGUAGUGAGGUUCCAGCUCUGGCGUUAGAUAUAGAGCGUCUUAUUUUUAAAGAUUUGAUUAGUGAGAUCGUGAAUGCCAAAGUAGCCGGUAGGCAAGAUGGACAUGGGCGGCACCGUAGGCAAUUAUCUUUUAUGUAAAACUUGACUUUUGUUCUCCCAGGUCCAUUAAUUCUCCCUUUCUUAUAGUUACAGGGUUGAGAAGUACAAAACUGUAACUUCAAAUGCAUAUAUAGAAUAUAUACAAACUUUAGCUA